AUGGAACAUAGAAGCUCCCUUAGGCAAAGUUAGAUCUCAUAAUUUUUCUAAAGAGAUGAUGAGAAUACUAUUGAAGACAUUGAAGAAUCUAAAGCAAUCGAUUCUUAAGAAUCAGAAGAAGACUUUGAGAGUCCUGAAUACAUCACUACAAAUCUAUUGUUUGAGAGGAAUUUGACUCUUGCUGAUAUUGAAGUUGAUACAAUCAACUAUAAAGACAUGGAUUACUUAUUCUUUGAUAUUGUUGAAGAACUUGACAAUUAUGAUUUCGAAGGCUUCAUCAUUGAUCCAAGAUUAGUAGUUAAGGAAUAAUAGAAGAUUAAAACAGUAUAGACUUUGCUAACUGAUGAAUAAAUUAUGAACUUAGCUAGGCAAGUUCUGGAGUUAUACACUAAGUAUAGAUAGUCAGAUCUAGAGCCUUAAGGAAGAUUUGUGCAGAAUAUAGAUCUUGAUUUACCAAGACUUGAAUAAAGAGUUAUUGAAAAUCAUUGA
Molecule: messenger RNA, 489 nt
Organism: Stylonychia lemnae
Lineage: Eukaryota; Ciliophora; Spirotrichea; Sporadotrichida; Oxytrichidae
Source: the annotation of a GenBank genome assembly